Rangifer tarandus platyrhynchus (Svalbard reindeer) is the source of this 1716-nucleotide messenger RNA. NCBI's taxonomy places the organism in Eukaryota, Metazoa, Chordata, Mammalia, Artiodactyla, Cervidae. The record is from the annotation of a GenBank genome assembly.
AUGGCUGCGAAGCUGCGAGCGCAUCAGGUGGACGUGGACCCGGACUUCGCGCCGCAGAGCCGGCCGCGCUCCUGUACCUGGCCCCUGCCGCAGCCCGACUUGGUCGGCGACGAGGACGGAGCGCUGGGUUCUGGGGUGGCCGAGGGCGCCGAGGACUGCGGGCAGGAGCGCCGGGCCACGGCCCCGCCGAUGGCCCCAGCGCCGCCGCUGGGCGCGGAGGUCGGACCGCUGCGGAAAGCGAAGAGCUCCCGGCGGAACGCGUGGGGGAACCUGUCCUACGCCGACCUCAUCACCAAAGCCAUCGAGAGCGCCCCGGACAAGCGGCUCACGCUCUCGCAGAUCUACGACUGGAUGGUCCGUUACGUGCCCUACUUCAAGGAUAAAGGCGACAGCAACAGCUCGGCCGGCUGGAAGAACUCCAUCCGGCACAACCUGUCUCUGCACACCCGGUUCAUCCGCGUGCAGAACGAGGGCACAGGCAAGAGCUCCUGGUGGAUGCUGAACCCCGAGGGCGGAAAGACGGGCAAGACCCCGCGGCGCAGGGCCGUGUCCAUGGACAACGGGGCCAAAUUCCUGCGCAUUAAGGGCAAGGCCAGCAAGAAGAAGCAGCUGCAGGCACCCGAGCGAAGCCCCGACGACAGCCCCCCGGGCGCGCCAGCCCCAGGGCCCAUGCCUGCCGCGGCCAAGUGGGCCACGAGCCCAGCCUCGCACGCCAGCGACGACUACGAGGCGUGGGCCGACUUCCGCGGCGGUGGGAGACCCCUGCUCGGGGAGGCAGCUGAACUGGAAGACGACGAGGCCCUGGAGGCCCUGGCGCCGUCGUCGCCGCUUAUGUACCCAAGCCCGGCGAGCGCGCUAUCGCCCGCGCUGGGUGCCCGCUGCCCGGGGGAGCUGCCCCGCCUGGCCGAGCUGGGGGGCCCGCUGGGCCUGCACGGUGGAGGUGGAGGCGGCGGCGGCGGCGGCGGCGGCGGCGGCGGCAGCGCAGGGCUGCCUGAGGCGCUGCUGGACGGCUCGCAGGACGCGUACGGGCCGCGGGCCCGCGCCGGGACGCCCGCCUACUUCGGCGGCUGCAAGGGCGGUGCCUACGGCGGGGGCGGGGGUUUCGGGCCGCCGGCGCUGGGCGCUCUGCGCCGCCUGCCCAUGCAGACCAUCCAAGAGAACAAGCAGGCCAGCUUCGCGCCGGCCGCCGCGCCCUACCGCCCGGGGGCGCUGCCCGCACUGUUGCCGCCGCCGCCACCCGCACCCAGGCCCGGCCCCUUGCUUGGUGCACCCGGGGAGCUGGCGCUGGCGGGCGCUGCCGCCACCUACCCUGGCAAAGGAGUGGCCCCGUACGCGCCGCCGGCGCCCUCGCGCAGUGCCUUAGCCCACCCCAUCAGCCUUAUGACGCUGCCCGGCGAGGCGGGCGCGACGGGCCUGGCGCCACCGGGACCCGCGGCCGUCUUCGGGGGCCCCCCCGGCGGCCUCCUGCUGGACGCGCUGCCUGGGCCGUACGCGGCCGCCGCCGCCGGGCCGCUGGGUGCCGCGCCCGACCGCUUCCCGGCCGACCUGGACCUAGACAUGUUCAGCGGGAGCCUCGAGUGCGACGUCGAGUCCAUCAUCCUCAACGACUUCAUGGACAGCGACGAGAUGGACUUCAACUUCGACUCGGCCCUGCCACCGCCGCCGCCCGGCCUGGCCGGGGCCCCGCCCCCCAACCAGAGCUGGGUGCCAGGCUGA